AUGGUUUCUGAAACGUCGGCGUCCUUCGACUUCCACUUGCUGGUGACAGUUGCCGCCCAUUACCACCUCACUGUCACCAGUUCGCGCCACGAGCCAGGAAUUGAUACAUCUUAUACGGCAUGGAUAUUCCAUGGCGAGGAGAAAUUGUUGCCUGAAUUUUCCACAGAUUCUGAGGAAGAAGUUCCUCAUGCCUAUAACUACAAUGACUACAUUGAUGAUGUAGACGAGAUGUUAGAUGACAUCCGUGUGGGAUCCUUUAAGGAUAAUUCCUAUGGAACAGAAUUGAAUUUAGAUGAAGGGCCUUCACAACACACCGCUCAUGAUCUGCUACAUACUACCUUCGAAGAGUUGCUAGAGAAUGCAAGAAAGCCACUUUAUCCAAACUGCACAAACUUCUCACAGCUAUCAUUCAUAGUCAAGUUGCUUCACAUAAAGACAGUUGGUGGUUGGACUGUGAAGUCUUUUGACAUGGUUAUAAAGCUCUUGCAAGCAGCAUUUCCUCAUGCACUGUUUCCUGCCUCAUUCCACGAGGCUCGCCGCUUACAACAGGGUUUGGGAUUUGGUUACAAAAAAAUACAUGUAUGCCCAAAUGAUUGUGCCUUGUUUUGGAAGGAGCAUGCUGAUAAAGAUGAGUGCCCUAAAUGCAAUGCAUCUAGGUGGGCCUCAAUCCCUCAUCUCCAACAAAGGAUACCCCAAAAAGUCCUCCGAUAUUUUCCUUUGAAGCCGCGGUUGCAAAGGCUGUUUAUAUCAAAGAAGACUGCACAGUCAAUGAGAUGGCAUGUUGAAGAGCGUGUUGAUGAUCCCAAUUUAAUGAGACAUCCAGCAGAUUCCAGUGUAUGGAAAGACUUCGAUAACAAACAUGCUGGGUUUGCCCAGGAUCCUCGUAAUGUCAGACUUGGUCUAGCCAGUGAUGGGUUCAACCCAUUCAAUAAUCUUAGCAAACCGUACAGCAUUUGGCCAGUGCUACUUGUGCCUUACAACUUGCCCCCUUGGUUAUGCAUGAAAGAUCCAUACGUGAUGAUGUCAUUAUUAAUCCGUGGCCCAAAGGCUCCGAGAAAUGAUAUAGACGUGUUCUUGCGUCCCCUAAUAGAUGAGUUGACAGAUUUGUGGGUGGAGGGAAUUCAUACAUAUGACGCAUACAAACGAGAAUCGUUUCAGUUGAGGGCAGCCUUACUUUGGACCAUUAAUGACUUUCCUGCAUACGCUAACCUUUCUGGUUGGAGCACGAAGGGUAAGUUGGCAUGCCCUUCGUGUAACACUGAGACAGAUUCAUUGUGGCUUGUGCAUGGUCGAAAACAUUGUUAUAUGACCCAUCGUCGUUGGUUGGCCCAAGAUCACAGUUGGAGGAGGAAAAAGUCAGCUUUUAAUGGUAAGGAGGAACAUCGUCUCCAACUGAGAAUGGUGGAGGGACAAGCUUUAAUGGAGCAAUUACAUGAGGUCUCAAAUGUGCAGUUUGGUAAAUCAACAAGGAAGAGAAAACGUAAGCCCAAUGAACUAAAUUGGACAAAAAAGAGAAUCUUCUUUGAACUUCCGUACUGGUUAGACUUGGGAUUGCGACAUAACUUAGACGUCAUGCAUAUUGAGAAAAAUAUUUGUGAGAAUGUGAUGGGAACCUUGAUGAAUAUUGAAGGAAAAAGUAAGGACACCGCUGCUGCGCGUAUGGAUUUGGAAGAUCUUGGACUAAGGAAAGAAUUACAUCUUAGACAUGAUGGUACGCAAACUUCUAUGAGCCUUGCUUGUUAUAUGUUAAACGUAAAUGAGCGAAGGAGUUUUUGUGCACGAUUGGCGGAAGUUAAAUUUCCUGAUGGCUUUGCCUCUAAUAUUGCCCGGUGUGUCAACAUUACUGAUGGAAAAAUAAUGGGAAUGAAGAGCCAUGAUUGUCACAUCUUCAUGCAAUAUUUGUUGCCGGUUGUUAUUGGUGGGUACCUACGACCGGAUGUGCGUCGAUGUUUAAUUGAGUUGUGUUUGUUUUUCAAAGAAUUAUGUUCUCGAACACUAGACAUAACAAUGUUGAAACGGCUUCAAGCUAAUAUCCCCAUCAUUCUUUGCAAACUGGAAAUGAUAUUUCCACCAGCAUUUUUCGAUAUCAUGGUUCAUCUUGCUAUUCAUCUGCCAGAUGAGGCUUUGCUAGCAGGCCCUGUCCAAUACAGGUGGAUGUACCCAUUCGAGAGGUAUAUGGGUAAGUUCAAAAGGUAUGUCCACAAUAGAGCCCGUCCAGAAGGCUCAAUUGCAGAGGCAUAUUUACAUGUCGAGUGCUUGACUUUUUGCUCUAUGUACCUUAAUGAUAUCGAGACUAGACAUAAUCGAGAGGAACGUAACACGGACACAGUUGGGCCGAGCUCCAAAAAUUUGAAUAUAUCGGUUUUCAUCCAAAAGAUUGCCGAGUUGCACUCAAUGACUCCCCCCGCUGUGAGCGAUGACAUAUUUGCAUUGAGUUGUGGUCCAGAUCCACGUGUCGCAUCAUAUUCUAGAUGUAUAAUGAAUGGAAUUCGGUUUCACACCAAGCAGCUCGAAGGGCGUCGUCGCACCCAAAACAGUGGGGUUGUUGUUCAUGGCGAACAUCAAGGUUUGCCUGUUGACUUUUACGAUGUUUUGCAAGACAUCAUAGAAUUACGCUAUAUGGGUUGGCGUAAGUGUUUCAUUUUUAAAUGUGAUUGGUGGGACAUUGGCGAUACAAGAAGGGGCAUACAUGUUGGGGAGCACUUCACGAGUGUUAAUACCAACCGGCAAUGGUAUAAAGAUGAGCCAUUCGCCCUGGCUUGCCAAACGUUGCAAGUAUUUUACAUCAAGGACCCGAAUUGGGGGGGAAGUUGGCAUGCGGUACACAAGAUAACCAAUAGGAAUGUUUACAAUAUUCGCCACAAUACCUCGGACUUGCAUGAUGAUGCUAAUGAUGAUGAUGAUGAGUCUGACACUGUUGACUCCGAAGAUGAGAGUGACACUGAGGAACGGGAGUACGGCCUGGUUAAUGAAACUAGCCCGGAGAGCCUCAAUCCACUGACCCAAGGAGAUGAAGACCAAUUGCCGGUUGAUCCGUCAACCCGGUCACCUAAAGAGUUGUCUAGAGAACUCAAUGACGCUGAUGAUUGUUUAAUUUACUCCAUAUGCAGACAACGUGUGAGGUUUGUCAAAGAAGGGAAAGCGAAAACACCUUCAUGGAAGAUAGAUGAAACAGUGGGUGAGAAGGCACCGAAUAUGAUAGAAUUUUACAAAGAAACACACUGGUCAUCCAAGAAGGAGAAAUUCAUCAAUGCAGCAAGUGAAUAUAAUUAUAAUAUGAUGCUUGAGAGGUUGAAUGAGAAAGAAACUGAAGAAGACAUUCAAGAAGCUGCUGGUGAUGUUUUCAAGGAGGUGAUGGGGUUCAAAUCUGGCUAUGCACAAGGGCUGGGCCACUCAGUCAUACCUGAGCCCUCCCCGUUCAUGAAAAAGAACAAGGCAUUUAAACGUAUAGCCGAGGAGAAUGAAAGGAACAAGGAAUCUGCAGACUUGUAUAAGAGUAAACUUGAAGCACUAUUGGGUGAUAUGGCUGAGCUUCGAAAACAGUUUUCUGAGCAUGACAAACAAAUUAUGGUCAUGUCAUCACAGUUGGGGACAAGUAGGGAGUCUCAACAAGAGACUCAAGGAGAUGCAUAA
Carya illinoinensis is the source of this 3633-nucleotide messenger RNA. RefSeq lists its product as uncharacterized. The record is from RefSeq and is a predicted model, not a curated record. Lineage: Eukaryota; Viridiplantae; Streptophyta; Magnoliopsida; Fagales; Juglandaceae. The transcript is spliced from 6 exons. The coding region runs from base 1 to 3633 and encodes 1210 amino acids.